Eurypyga helias (sunbittern) is the source of this 1897-nucleotide messenger RNA. RefSeq names its product nuclear factor of kappa light polypeptide gene enhancer in B-cells inhibitor, zeta (gene NFKBIZ). Gene Ontology annotation, cellular component: nucleus. The annotation marks the transcript as partial. The transcript has 10 exons. Gene Ontology annotation, molecular function: protein binding. Gene Ontology annotation, biological process: regulation of gene expression. Lineage: Eukaryota; Metazoa; Chordata; Aves; Eurypygiformes; Eurypygidae. The record is from RefSeq and is a predicted model, not a curated record.
GCACAAGGAGGAUUGGUGAACUACGACCAGUACACAGCAGAGCUGAAGAGCAUCCUAGGUCACAGUGGCAAAAGAAAGGCUCCUGAGCUCCUUUCUGAUGGACCUUCUUUCAAGCGCCAAGCUACUGUUCACCCACACCUCCUGACACCACCCCAGACACCAACUUCUAUGGAUAAUAUGGAGGAGACUCAUAAAAAUGACCCGAAGCAUGACAGCAGUUCUGAUCUGCUUCAGAACAUCAUAAACAUCAAGAAUGAGUCGAACCCCAUUUCUCUGAACACUGUGCAGGUUAGCUGGUUGCACAGUGUCUCCAGUCACAGAUCGCCCGGUGAGCAGUACCAGGACAGCCCGGGAGCACAGGCUUUCUCCCCAUCCCAAAAGUACCAAGCAUUCCAAGACCAUACCUCCCAGCACAUGCUUGAUCCGCCACAGCAUUACCAGUUUCCUCCGUCCCAGAACCAAGAUUUGUCACAGGGCUAUCCUUCGGACACCUCCCUGGAGUACAGGCCGUUUGCUGCCAGUGACCAGUCUCCUGGCUACCAGCAGAACACCUUUGAGAGCCAUGAACUGCAGUACUGCCCAUCACAGAGCUUCUCCUCCCUUUUGAAUGACUCUGAGGGCUCGGAGGGCAUCUCUGCUCCCCUCCAGCCGCUGACCAGUGCCCACCCGCAGGCUGAGGUCGGCCCCCACCCUCCGAACUUAAGCUUGCUUUCCAGUAACGUCUGUGGUAGUCUGGAGCGCAGCGUCUCUUUGGCUAGUUUGAAUGUCUCUCUGCCUGACCAGAACAUCACCAGAAGCACAACCCAGCUGGGCAAGUCAUUUUUCCAGUGGCAGGUGGAGCAGGAGGAAAACAAACUGGCUAACAUCUCUCAAGACCAGUUCCUUGCAAAAGACUCGGAUGGAGACACCUUCCUUCACAUCGCCGUUGCUCAGGGCCGACGAGCGCUCUCCUACGUUCUUGCAAGGAAGAUGGCUGCCCUGCACAUGCUGGAUAUUAAAGAGCACAAUGGCCAGAGUGCUUUCCAGGUUGCUGUGGCUGCCAAUCAGCACCUCAUUGUGCAGGACUUGGUUAGCUUGGGGGCUCAAGUCAACACCACGGACUGCUGGGGUAGGACGCCGUUGCAUGUUUGUGCUGAGAAGGGGCAUGCCCAGGUCCUCCAGGCAAUCCAAAAGGGAGCCAUGGGAAGCAAUCAGUACGUGGACCUUGAGGCAACAAACUAUGAUGGUUUGACGGCGUUGCACUGUGCUGUUCUGGCCCAUAAUGCUGUGCUGCACGAACUGCAGAACAGCCAGCCGCCUCACUCCCCUGAGGUCCAGGACCUUCUGCUGAGGAACAAGAGCCUGGUGGAAACCAUCAAGACUCUGAUACAUAUGGGAGCCUCUGUUGAAGCGAAAGAUCGCAAAAGUGGUCGCUCAGCUUUACAUUUGGCAGCAGAAGAAGCAAACCUGGAGCUCAUUCGUCUCUUCUUGGAGCUGCCCAACUGCCUCUCUUUUGUUAAUGCAAAGGCUUACAACGGCAACACGGCACUCCACGUGGCUGCCAGCCUGCAGUAUCGGGUGAGCCAGCUGGAUGCUGUGCGCCUGCUAAUGCGGAAGGGAGCGGAUCCGAGUGCCAGGAACUUGGAGAAUGAGCAGCCAGUUCAUCUGGUUCCUGAUGGCCUUGUAGGAGAGCAGAUAAGACGUAUCCUAAAAGGCAAGGUGAUUCAUCAGAGAGUGUCGCCAUUUUAGGCUCCAUGUUUCUUGGAGUUCAGCAACUCACACUCACUGUCAGUCAGGCAGUCCUAAUGUAUCUGUAAAUAGACCAUUUGCCUGGUGUGGGCAAAUGUUAGUUGUUUCUAUGAAACAAAAGUGUUUUGUUCACUAUCAUAUAGUGGGUUAUAUCAGAGUGGGGGGAAAA